AUGGCAACCCAAUCAUCGGAAGAUCUCUUCAGUAUGGCAUUUGCGUGCCCAUUGUUCCAUACGUUGGCAAACACUCCACAAGUGUGGAACACCAUUUCAAUGGCAAAGUACCCAGACCAUCCUAGCUGGUACCAUGCCAAUCCUGCGGUCCAGCAUUUCUUGCAACAAUGCAGGGCUUGCGAUAACCCUGAGUCGAUAUUUAGAGAAGCAUUCGAAGUUUUUUUCAGGCAGGGUAACGUGGAAGCGUUGUAUGGGAUGCGCAUUGCAGCCACGGCAGGCCAUAUGGAAGCGGCAUAUCUAGUUGGACUACUUGGCAUGUCCGGAAUUGGUCAGUCAAAAGAGGAUGCAUUAGAAUUCUUGUGUUCUUUGAAUCAACGUAACAACAUUGAUAUGAAAGGAACCAUGGAUGCUUUGAGACGAAGAUUAAGCUGA
Molecule: messenger RNA, 432 nt
Organism: Prunus dulcis (almond)
Lineage: Eukaryota; Viridiplantae; Streptophyta; Magnoliopsida; Rosales; Rosaceae
Exons: 1
Coding region: 1-432 (143 amino acids)
Source: RefSeq, a predicted model, not a curated record